Aureobasidium musti is the source of this 1893-nucleotide messenger RNA. The record is from the annotation of a GenBank genome assembly. Lineage: Eukaryota; Fungi; Ascomycota; Dothideomycetes; Dothideales; Saccotheciaceae.
AUGGCUGAAGAACAUCGCCUUCCACUGCAGUCAGAAAAGUCUCUUUCGUACACCAUCAACCCUCAUCUCCUCGCCUAUUGUCCCCGGACGGAUCUGCUUGCGGUUGUCACACAAGAUGAAGUGAUCGAAGUCUACCGCAUCGGCGGUCAACGCGCUUUUGUUGUCAAAAGAAAAAGCCCGUCAACAACUAUCGUUGGUCUUGAAUGGAUACGUGAUGCUCUGAACAAUGGCUUUGUUGAUAUUGUCUCUGGAGAAACUGGAAAAACUAUCCGGCAUGGCGGCGAUGACCCAUUCAAUAUCGAUGCCGCAAAUUCAAAGUCCAAGAUCGACCGCGGUGAAAUCACCUGUCUAGGUUGGGGCACUGUGCUCACACAGGAUACCAUCGUCUCGAAAGCCCCUUCGAAGCCUGUGCUGGAUCAAUCGAUGAUCAAUGACUUAUGGAGUCGCCUUGGACUUGAUCCUGCUAAUCAGCCACCUGCAAGCGAUGAAGAUGACCUUGAAACUCAAGGACAAGAAUCUUUGAUGAAAGAUCUGCCCCGUCAACUGGCUUUCCUCGAUGUUGAAUCUAUAUUGCCUCGCCUCAGUCCGAUUCCAACUCGACAUACUGCUAGUGGACGAUACGACAUGUUUGCAACACAAGCAGCUCUAGACGACUAUUUCGAUUCAAUGCAGAGGAAGGAUCGAUUGGCAGCUGAUGUUAUGUUUGUCGGACAUGCUGGCGGCAGGAAUCGAGUCACUGUUGAUGACAUUCUCGAGAUCAAGUACACGCCUGACUUCCCUGGAUCGGGCAUCGAAUCACCCAUGGAGGAGGGUGGCGAGAUAUCACACUCCCUUAUGCCUCUUAUGUAUACAUCACAUCGUCGCUCGAAGCACCAUGCUCUCUUACGAGCAGAACGUGAUGAUGAAGCAACAGAUGGACCUAAUCAAGGCUUCAAGAACCUUCAUAUCAGUCUUUUCGACAUACCACUGAUGUCAUCUGGCGGAUCACAUUUGCAUCUGAUCGUCUCGCGAACAGCACAACUUCGUGACUUGUGCGGAUACAUCUCAUGUAGUAUCGUGUCUGCCAAGAGCGAUUGGAGUACUCAUACUAAUCUGCCUUCCCGGUUCAUGGAGAACGUCAAUGAGACACUGGAAGAGAAAGGUGAGGGUGCUCUAGAGGACAACUUGUAUCAUCUUGCCAUGACUGGCAACUUUACACCGACGAUGCUAGAGUGGCUACGCGAUGAAUUAGCCGAGCGCGGUCACAAGCGAUGGGAUCAUGCCAUGACGACACUUUACACUGAACUCUCCAAGAUCCUACAUACAAAUCUGCUGCCUGUUCUUGAGCGCAGCAUGGUUGUUGCGACAAGCCUUCGAGGCCUGGCACGGUACUACUCUGACACGCCUCACUUUGAUGUACCGCCUGAGGUCUUUACCUCUAUUCUCUCGACCCUGUCAUCUCUUCAGCUUCUUGUUCAUGAAGCAGUACAGAUCUUAGGCACAGAGCAACGCCAGUUCAGAGCAUUCUCAAGAUGGCUUAGGCAUCAAAUCGAUCUCGCAGCCGCAGACCCUGACUCUCUGAGUGCAAAAGACAUGGCUGAGCGAGAAACACCACAACUCGAUCUUCCCAACACGCUUGCAUAUCUCGAAGGCGGAUCGACACAUCACAACAACCAACAACAGAAGCCCUCAUCACCAGCAUCCACACCUCCAGAACCACUCCUCAAACAGACGCCGAAACACACAAUUUGCUGUCCCUACACCUCUGGAGUGCACACCUCACCACCGUCUGCAAAUCAGCCCACCACCACAUCUCCCUCUGGCAUCAAAGCUCCAAACCCCAAACCCUGGAUAUAUCCUGCCGAACAAGAGCCACCGCUUCUGUACUCCCUUACCUCGAUAUCCGUAUGCUAG